This is a messenger RNA of Aspergillus novofumigatus IBT 16806, 1243 nucleotides long. RefSeq lists its product as uncharacterized. The record is from RefSeq and is a predicted model, not a curated record. NCBI's taxonomy places the organism in Eukaryota, Fungi, Ascomycota, Eurotiomycetes, Eurotiales, Aspergillaceae. The transcript has 2 exons. Bases 423 to 1118 code for a protein of 231 amino acids.
CGUUUGAAUGUAGCCGACUCUGAUCUAGCCAGGAGCCGGUCAACCUUCUCUUCAAGAAUAUCAAUUCUCCUGCGCAGCGCCCCCAGUCAGCACAAGAUUCUAGCAGCGGGGACAUUCAUCAGAGUGCUGACUUGUUGCGCCGACUCCCAUCAGACUUGGAGCGUGCUUGACGAAAGACACAUUCUUUUCCUAAACGUUGACAUCUUUAAUUGUCAGCCCCCUGGGGAUGACAGAUCAGUUGUUGCGCUAUGCUGACCGUUGGCAACUUCCGCCAUCUGCGGAUCGAACACAACGUAUCUUGCCACGAGCACAAUUGUGGCAAGUCUUUACCAUGGGGACCUGCGGUGUGGUCGCAUCCGAGCUCGUAUCGGGAGUCAUUGAUGUGUCCGACGUAUAAAUUCUACGGAUUUAAUGAUAGUUGAAUGCCCAAGUUUGAGAGGGGAUGGAAGAGUUUAGCGCUGAUGGUUGAGAGAAGCUGCCGCCUCAGGCACCAAUAUAGUACUAUUGCUCGACAUAAAAUGUCCAGGAUCACCGGCCAUAGUGUCGUUACUCAGCCCACACGGCGCUGUCUUAGACAUCCAACAAGGGAAUCAAGCAGCAGCAGCGGUUUCAGAGAGUAUCUGCAGCCUUUCUUCUUGAUAAUAUGCGCUGUCGGUCAGAUGUGCCAAGGGCCUCAACCCCACGCUCGGCUGGUCUCCGGUCUUCAGCAGGCGGAUAAACAACGUGCCUUGUGCCAAGAUUCUCUCUUCUCUGUCAGCACAGAAGCUGACGCUGCGCCUCAGCAGAAUGACGCGCUGUUUUGUCGGUAUGGGCGCGUUCUUCUCGGGGUUCUUAUCCCGAGCCUAAGCCCGUGUCCUUGUCCGUGUCCGUGCCCGAACAACACGGCUUGUUUCAAGGGGCCUACCUCGAUCUACUCUCGAGGGCUUACUGACCCAGGCAGCUCAAUUAUUAACUUCAGCCUCAAAAUGCAGCUAAGCCAACAAACAUCUUUGCUCUUCCUUCCAUUGGGAAAAUACAGGUCUAAAUUUAGUCCUUCAGAGUUGAUGCCCAUCGUGCAGCAAAUCAUGUACCAGAAGCUACGGCCGAUGCCCCAGUGCUUACCCACGUUUACGGUCUAGGAUGCCAAAUUAUUGUUGAUGUAUCGACGGUAGUGACGGCCGUUGAUACUAAAGAGCUAGAAACAUGAGUUGGGAAAAGGGCUUAGCAAUUGAAGUCAAGCUGUUGAGCAGGCACCGAAGUAACU